Molecule: messenger RNA, 268 nt
Organism: Funneliformis geosporum
Lineage: Eukaryota; Fungi; Glomeromycota; Glomeromycetes; Glomerales; Glomeraceae
Source: the annotation of a GenBank genome assembly
AUGAAUAUUAAUAAUGGUCCCUGUAAAGUUAAAGAUUGUGAUAAGAAUGAUCCAAAAAAAUAUAAAUUUAAAAAAUUUACUCAAUUUAGUAAAGCAAAAGCUAUAAAAACUAAUACAUAUCAAAAUUAUAGUUAUCUUCAAAUUAAUGAUCAGUUAUGCUUUUCACAUUAUUUAACUAUUGUAGAAGCAGAUAGAAAUAAGAAUAAAAAAAGAAAAUCAGAGGAAUUUAAUGAAAUAAAUAUUAGAAAUGAUGAUGAUUAUACAGAAU